AUGGCCACCUGCCCCGUUCUGCAGAGGCACACCCUGUUCCAGUCGGGACACUAUGUCUACAGAAUCCCCGCUCUGCUCUGCCUGCCCCGGCAGAAGACGCUGCUGGCCUUUGUGGAGCAGCGGAGCAGCAAGAAAGACGAGCAUGCCGAACUCAUCGUCCUGUGCUGUGGCAACUACGAUACGUGCCCCCAUCAGGUCGAGUGGCAUGCACAGGAAGUGGUGUCCCAUGCACAGCUGGUGGGCCACCGGUCUAUGAACCCCUGUCCGCUGUAUGACGAGCACACAGGAAUUCUCUUCCUCUUCUUCAUCGCCGUUCCUGGGCAGGUGUCAGAGAACCAUCAGCUCCACAGCCGGGUCAAUGCCACUCGGCUGUGCUACAUCACCAGCCCUGACCUCGGGAAGACCUGGAGCUCUGUCACUGACCUCACCGGCUCUGUCAUCGGCCGGGCCCACCAGGAGUGGGCCACCUUUGCGGUGGGCCCUGGGCACUCCCUGCAGCUCCAGGACGGCAGCCUGGUGGUGCCUGCCUAUGCGUACCGGAACCUGUCCCCCAACCAGAAGCCCACCCCGUAUGCCUUCUGUUUCUUCAGCCGCAACCAUGGGCUCAAGUGGGAGAUGGGGAACUUUGUGGCCCCGAAUACGCUGGAGUGUCAGGUGGCAGAAGUUGUGGCUCAGGGGCAGGGGCUGUUGUAUCUGAAUGCCAGGAGUCCCCAUGGGGCCAGGGUCCAGGCCCAGAGUGCCAACGGUGGGCUGGAUUUCCAGGAGGCUCAGGCUGUGAGGAAGCUGGUGGAGCCGCCGCAUGGCUGUCACGGGAGUGUGGUCAGCUUCCCCCGUCCCACAGCAGGCCCGGGCUCUUCGGAGCAGUGGCUGCUCUACACGCACCCCACUGAUCCCCAGCACAGGCUCAACCUAGGCGCCUACCUCAACCAGCAACCGCCUGAGCCUGGCGCCUGGUCGCAGCCCGCUCUGCUGGCUCAGGGCAUCAGCGCCUACUCAGAUCUGCAGAGCAUGGGACCUGGGCCUGAUGGGUCGCCCCUCUUUGGGUGCUUGUAUGAGUCCGGGGAUUAUGAGGAGGUCAUAUUCCUGCUGUUUACCCUGAAGCAGGUCUUCCCUGCCACUCUGUCUGGGUCCCAGUGA
This is a messenger RNA of Ochotona curzoniae (black-lipped pika), 1137 nucleotides long. RefSeq names its product neuraminidase 2 (gene NEU2). The coding region runs from base 1 to 1137 and encodes 378 amino acids. Lineage: Eukaryota; Metazoa; Chordata; Mammalia; Lagomorpha; Ochotonidae. The transcript is spliced from 2 exons. Gene Ontology annotation, molecular function: exo-alpha-sialidase activity. Gene Ontology annotation, cellular component: lysosome; membrane; cytoplasm. The record is from RefSeq and is a predicted model, not a curated record. Gene Ontology annotation, biological process: oligosaccharide catabolic process; ganglioside catabolic process.